This is a messenger RNA of Drosophila biarmipes, 796 nucleotides long. Its product is annotated as skin secretory protein xP2. NCBI's taxonomy places the organism in Eukaryota, Metazoa, Arthropoda, Insecta, Diptera, Drosophilidae. The record is from RefSeq and is a predicted model, not a curated record. The transcript is spliced from 2 exons. Bases 30 to 728 code for a protein of 232 amino acids.
GUCCACGUUCCAAGUAACACAUAUCCAAAAUGAAAUUCCUGGUUGUCGCCGUUGCCCUCCUGGCCGUCGCCCACGCCGAUGUGUCCCACCUGUCGGGCUACAACUACGCUCCCGUGAGCAUCCCAGCUCCGGCUCCAGUGCCCGUGGCCAUCCCCGCCCCCGCUCCCGUGAAGGUUGCUGCUCCCGUGAACACCUACAUUCCCCCAGCACCCGCACCAGCCCCCAUCCAGAUCGAGGUUCCUGCCCCAGCUCCCGCUCCCGUGGCCAUCCCCGCCCCCGUGCCCGUGAAGGUUGCUGCCCCCGUGAACUCCUACAUUCCCCCCGCACCCGUGCAGGUUGAGAUCCCCGCCCCGGCACCCGCUCCCGUGGUCAUCCCCGCCCCGGCUCCCGCUCCCGUGGUCAUCCCCGCCCCGGCUCCCGCUCCCGUGGCCAUCCCCGCCCCCAUCAAGGUCGCCCCCGUGGCCCCCGUCAACACCUACAUUCCCCCCGCACCCGUGAGCAUCCCAGCCCCCGUGUACAAGGCUCCUGCCCCCAUCAGCAUCCCAGCUCCCGCCCCUGCUCCAGUCUACAAGGCGCCCGCUCCCGUCAGCAUCCCAGCUCCCGCCCCAGUGUACUCCGCCCCCGCUCCCGUCGUGGCCUCCCAGUCCGUUCUGGAGGAGAUCGAGCCCGUGUCCGCCGAUGGUUACCGCUACAAGACCGUCCGCCGUGUGGUCCGUCGUCGCCUGUAAAGAGCUACUCCUGCACUGAUCCCGCCCAGGGAGACCUUUAUUCAAUAAAACGAAAAUAGAAUUUAACU